Molecule: messenger RNA, 1541 nt
Organism: Nothobranchius furzeri (turquoise killifish)
Lineage: Eukaryota; Metazoa; Chordata; Actinopteri; Cyprinodontiformes; Nothobranchiidae
Gene: ube2f
Product: ubiquitin-conjugating enzyme E2F (putative)
Source: RefSeq, a predicted model, not a curated record
ACGGAAGCAAAUAACAGGGCACUGCUCCAUUGCGCUUCCGUUUGCCACCGGAGCGAAGUUUCUGUCAGCUGAUUCCCAAAUCAGUUCCCAGUCUGUUGUAGAAUCGGUAAUAACUAGUUUUGGAUCCUUUGAGAGGAGGACGCGUCUGCUACCCGCCAGGUGUGGUGCUGCUGGCGGCAGCUUGAGCUCGCAGAGCCGCUGAUUAUGGUUUAGCACGAAGAGCUAGCUGGGAGACAGAAGAUGUGGAUCUGUGUCACUGGCAGACGUUGGACAGGCGGUGAGGCUCGGGGCAGAGAGAGGCGUGUCUCAGCAGCGUAGCCAUGCUUACAUUGGCUAGCAAGUUGAAGAAGGAGGAUGGAGGGAAAGCAAGCCGUGCCUCUGGAGCCUCAGACUCCACCCACAGGGUCUCCAUCAGGGACCGCCUCCUGACCAAAGAAGUUGCAGAACUUGAAGCCAAUCUUCCUAGCACAUGCAAAGCCAGCUUUCCAGAUGAGAACAAGCUGCAUCACUUCCAGCUGGCAGUGUCUCCUGAUGAAGGUUACUACCAAAGUGGAAAGUUUCAGUUCGAAAUAGACGUCCCCGAAGCUUACAACAUGGUGCCUCCUAAAGUCAGAUGUCUGACCAGAAUAUGGCAUCCCAACAUCACGGAAAACGGGGAGAUCUGUUUGAGCUUACUGAGGGAACAUUCUAUCGAUGGAACGGGCUGGGCCCCAACCAGAACAUUAAAGGAUGUAGUCUGGGGAUUGAACUCCUUGUUCACUGAUCUGUUGAAUUUUGAUGACCCGCUGAACAUCGACGCAGCAGAGCAUCAUCUGAGAGACAAGGAGGAUUUUCGGAAUAAAGUUCAAGAUUACAUCAAGAACUACGCCAGAUGAUAGAUGCAGCGGGCUCCCGACAUCAGCCGGCACCAACCAACCUCUGCUUACACGGCCCACUCCUACAUGUGUGAUUCAGCAGCAGCAGGCUCCUUCCUCUGGCCACACCCCCUUUUUGUUGCAGUAAACCUCACACUGCAGGAAUGAAAUUAAAACGUAAAGAAAUUGUUCAAAGGAAGGACUUGGUAAAAGAAAAAAAAAGCUUUAAACAUGUGUGUUCCAUACGUUAUUCCACCUCCCUACGGCGAUCCUCGGAUCGAGCCUCGGCAGAAACAUCUCAACAUGGAGUCUCCCACCGUGGUGGAGAAGGGUCCACCAGUUCCGGGUUCCAGUGCCUGCUUUGCUUGUGUCGCUCAAGAAGAAAUGCACGAGGGUUCACGAACUUUCACACGAACGACGACGCGUCAGUUUGGUUGUAAUAGUUCAGCACUUCAUCCGUUUCUGAUCCGCCCGGUUUAACAGCAUGAGAAUGACCACAUUAACACAUGUUUUCACCUUCCACACACACACACACACACACCAUCUCGGUGUAAAGAAUUUAUUUAACCCAAAAGUGCUUUUUCAGCUUUUUGGCGACGGAUCGGUUGACAGUUGAAAAUGAAGUGACUGGUUUAGAUUUUAUUUUGCAUUCAUAAAAUAAAACUAAUAAAUGGGAAUGGAAUUGUA